AGGACUUGGUGCAAGAUGGCGCAAAUAGAACGAAAACUGCAAUAAGGAUAGUCAUAUUUUAAAGAACGUGUACACAAGAACUGUUGUCUAGUUAUUAUACUAACGUCUAAGUCAAUAUCUGCUAAAGCUUAACCGUUUCAAACAAAAUGGAGGAUGAAGAAACAGCCCUGGCCUUAAUCAAGUUUUAUUGUUAUGAAAAGUACUUCAGUCAUGCCGUAAACGCCUCAUCAGCUGCUCAAAGGAAGUACGGCCACCAUCCCAUCUAUGUGUUUUUCCACGCUUACGGGACUCUUAUGCAAGGACAAAUUGAAGAAGCUACUGCAGAUCUGGACACAAUAAGAGGUGAUCGGGACCUGUCCCUCAGCACAUUAAUGGCUCUCGUAUAUGCUGAGAAAAGAAAACCUAACCCUGACAGAGAAGUUAUUCAGGAACUUGAUGCUAAGGUCAAAGAGGAUCGAAAAAGUGCACCUCCCAAGAGUCUGUACCAUGCUGGCACUUUUCUGUGGCUGUUAGGGCGUAAUGAUAAAGCAAGGGAGUACACAGAAAGAAUGAUCAAACUCUCCAAUGGCUCUAGUGAGGGGAUCAUCCUGAAAGCUUGGAUAGAUGUAACAUCUGGGAAAGAUGCAUAUGCCAGAAAGGCUGGAAAAUACUUCGAUGAGGGGCUGAAAGAGAGAACAGAUGUUUUUGCCCUGAUGGGAAAGUCACAAUACUACGAAUAUCGUCAGAACUACUCUGGAGCAUUAGAGAUGGUUAACCAGGUCAUAGUGAGUUUCCCUGGGUUCUUACCUGCUCUCAUCAAGAAAAUGAAAUUAUUGCUGAAUCUUCAAGACUGGGACCAAACCAUAGAUGCAGCACAAAGGCUUUUACAGAAAGAUCAAAAUAACCUGGAGGCACUGCGGAUACUAGCCCUACACGCUUUGUGUAGAGACGGUGAUAUCACUGAGGCUGUAAAGCACCUCUCAAACGUCAUCAGCAGCCUAGACAUACUGGAGCCAAACAACCCUGAGCUGUACUACAGGAUGUCUCUCGCCUUCACACGUGUUUGUGGGCGCAAUGAGAAAGUGAUCGAGCAGACAUCCAGAAUGGUGGAAAGAGCCUUUGCUGUGGCAUCAGAGGACCCGGAUUUCGCCACCGAGUUAGGUUACCAGAUGGUGCUUCAAGGCAGAAUCAAGGAAGCCAUGAAGUGGUACAAGACUGCUAUUACCAACAGGGAGAAAGCUAGCGUCUCGGCUUUGACUGGCAUAGCUUGUUGUCAGCUUAUAGAGGGCCAACUUGAAGAUGCUGAACAGCAAUUGGAAUUUCUCACAGAGAUUCAGCAAUCAAUUGGAAAAUCAGCGGACCUUCUGUACCUAAAUGCAGUGUUAUCGCUUAAAAAGCGCCGCUCCCCGGAGGAGGUGACCAACCUGCUGAAUGAUGCGGUGGACACACACUUCUCUUCUCUUCAGGGUCUGCCCCUGGGAGUAGAAUACCUGGAGAAAAUGAACCCGGACUUUCUGUUAGAGAUUGUGAAAGAGUAUCUUGCACUGUGUCCUUCUAAGCCUCCUGCCCCUGGCCAGCCUCCUGCACCUCAGCUUCAGCACUGUGCCACGUUGUUGGAUACUGUGGUCAAGAUAGUGCCUGGUCUCCUGCAAGCUGUCUUCAUGUUAGCCAAAGUCAGAUAUCAGUCAGGUGACAUUGAAGCUGCUCAGAGCAGUCUACAGCACUGCUUAGACCACUGUCCGUCUCAUGCCGAUGCACAUUUGUUAAUGGCCCAGAUCCACCUGCUGCAGGGUAACAUGAUGCUGUGCACCCAGUCUCUUGAGCUCUGCCUCAGCCAUAACUUUGAGAUUCGAGACCAUCCUUUGUACCAUCUGAUUAAGGCUCAGGCUAUGAAGAAAAUGGGCGACCUUGCAGAGGCUGUUCAAACAUUGCAGAUGGCUCUGAGUCUUCCAGGUAUUCGCAGAGCUGGAUCAUCAUCCAAGUCAAAGCACAAGAAGACAGAACUUAGCUCUGCUGACUGCGUAUCUGUCUUCUUGGAGUUAGCUGAGGCUCUCUGGCUUAGCGGAAAACAGCAUGAAGCAGCAAAGGUGAUGCAGGAUGCCAUCAAUGAGUUUUCCGGAACUUCUGAGGAGCUUCGGGUCACUAUUGCUAAUGCAGAUCUGGCCCUGUUGCGUGGUGACACAGAGCUGGCACUGAGUAUGCUGAGGAACAUUACUCCUGAACAACCCUAUUACAUCCAAGCAAAAGAGAAAAUGGCUGACAUAUAUCUGAAGCACAGAAGAGAAAAGCGACUUUAUGCAAGCUGUUACAGAGAAAUGGUUGAGAAGCUCCCCAGCCCCCACACGUAUCUCUUACUUGGGGAUGCUUACAUGAACAUUCAGGAGCCUGAAAAAGCCAUCGAGGUUUACGAGCAUGCCCUCACGAGCAACCCCAAAGAUGGCACUUUAGCCAGUAAGAUUGGGAAAGCCCUCGUUAAGACUCAUAACUACGUCAAGGCCAUAAAUUACUAUGACGCAGCCCUGAAGACUGAGCAGCAGAGCUUCCUGCGCUAUGACCUGGCUGAACUUUUGAUGAAGAUGAAGCAAUACGAGCGCUGUGAGAAAGUCCUGCAUGACGCUCUGGCUCAUGAACCAGUGAAUGAGCUACCCGCGCUGUCAGACGACUGCCGUUAUCUGGUCCUGUUGGCAAAGGUCCAAAACAAAGUUGAAAAAAAUGAGGAAGCUUUACUUUCUCUACAAAGAGCCCGCGAUGUGCAGGCCAAGGUGUUGAAGCGCGUGCAGUUGGAGCAGCCUGACGCUGUCCCCACACAGAAACAACUUGCUGCUGAGAUCUGUGCCGAGAUCGCCAAACACUAUGCAAGUCAGAGGGGCUAUGAGAGAGCAGUCAAAUUCUACAAAGAAGCUCUUGUGUAUUGUGAGACAGAUCGCAAGGUGAUGCUGGAGUUGGCACGAUUGUAUCUCAGUCUGGACGAGGGCGAUGCAUGCCAGGAGCAGUGCAGUGUCAUUUUGAAGAAUGACCAGUUUAAUGAAGACGCAACUCUGAUGAUGGCAGACAUUAUGUUCAGGAAGCAGGACUAUGAACAGGCAGUGUUUCAUUUUCAACAACUGCUUGAGCGCAAACCAGAUAACUACCCAACCCUGUCACGCCUUAUCGACCUGUUGAGGAGGGCUGGGAAACUGGAAGAAGUCUCCAGGUUUCUGGAUAUGGCUGAGAAACAUUCUUCCAGGACUAAAUUUGACCCUGGGUUUAACUACUGCAAAGGACUUUAUCUUUGGUACACAGGAGAGCCAAAUGACGCUCUUCGACACUUCAAUAAGGCUCGGAAAGAUAAUGACUGGGGCCAAAACGCUGUGUAUAACAUGAUUGAAAUCUACCUUAAUCCUGACAAUGACACAAUCGGCGGAGAGGUGUUUGAGAAUUUAGAGGGUGAAAUCGGCAACUCCACAGAGAAGCAGGAGUCCGAGCAGCUUGCUGUGAGAACAGCAGAAAAGCUGCUCAAAGAGAUAAAGCCUCAGACGCCAGGCGGACACGUACAGCUCCGCAUCCUGGAGCACUACUGCCUGCUUGCAACUAAACAGAAGGCUAGUAUAGAGAAAGCCCUCGCUGUUUUCACAGAGGUUGCAAACAAUGAGAAAGACCAUGUUCCAGCACUGCUGGCCAUGGCAACCGCUUACAUGAUGCUAAAGCAGACCCCUCGAGCCAGGAACCAGCUCAAACGCAUAGCUAAGAUGAACUGGAACAUUGCUGAUGCUGAUGAGUUUGAGAAGAGCUGGCUGCUCCUGGCAGACAUAUACAUCCAAUCGGGGAAGUUCGACAUGGCUGGGGACCUUCUAAAGCGAUGCCUCAAUCAUAACAAGUCCUGCUGCAAAGCUUAUGAAUAUCAGGGCUACAUAAUGGAAAAAGAGCAGGCGUUCCGUGAUGCUGCACUCAACUAUGAACUGGCGUGGAAAUAUGGAAAUCGCACAAACCCAACUAUUGGAUAUAAGCUGGCUUUCAACUAUUUAAAAGCAAAAAGGCACGUUGAUGCGAUUGAUGUUUGCCAUAAGGUUCUUGCUGCUCAUCCAAAUUACCCAAAAAUGAGAAAGGAAAUCCUGGACAAGGCUCGUGCUGCUUUAAGAUCAUAAUCAGCGACUCAUGUCCAAAGCCUGCUUGCUCUCCACUACAGUAGGAUGACAGCUCUUCGCAGAGUCCUCCGGAGGCGCCUGCACCCCCUUAAGCUGGCCGCAGUGGCCCUCGUCUUUGUCACAUUCGUGUUCUUGAUACAACGGGAGGUGGGCACUGAAAGCCAACAGGAGGAACCGUGGCUAAAGGAGAUGGCAGUGAAGCGGGACGCCAUGCUGGGGAUGGUGAUGGGAGCUGUCAAUAACUUCAGGGAUGCGAUGCCAAAAAUGCAGAUCAAAGCCCCCAUACGGCUACAGGGCUCACCGGGCGAUGCCUCCUGCCCGCCGGGUCACUACACGGCCGCUGAGCUCAGGCCAGCUCUGGACAGGCCGCCUCAGAACCCCCUCUCUCCGGGAGCUGCGGGGAAGCCUUUCCUCACAAACUCGCUGAGCCCCGAAGAGCAAAAGGAGAAGGAGAGGGGUGAAGAGAAACACUGCUUUAACCUGUAUGCAAGUGACCGCAUCUCAUUAAGCAGAGACCUGGGCGCGGACACAAGACCACCUGAAUGUAUUGAGCGAACCUUCAAGCGAUGCCCCCCCUUGCCGACCACCAGCGUGAUAAUUGUGUUUCACAACGAGGCCUGGAGCACCCUGCUGAGAACAGUAUACAGUGUCCUCCACACCUCACCUGCCAUUCUCCUCAAGGAGAUCAUCCUGGUAGAUGACGCCAGCGUGGAUGAUGUAUUAAAAGACGAGCUGGACGAGUAUCUGAAGCAGCUGGACAUUGUGCGAGUGGUCCGCCAGCAGGAAAGGAAAGGACUCAUAACUGCCCGGCUGCUGGGUGCCUCUGUGGCCACCGGUGACACGCUAACCUUUCUCGAUGCCCAUUGUGAGUGCUUUAAGGGGUGGCUGGAGCCUCUACUGGCGAGGAUAGCUGAGAACUACACCGCAGUCGUGAGUCCAGAUAUCACCACCAUAGAUCUCAAUACCUUUGAGUUCAUGAAACCGUCCCCGUAUGGCCAGAACCACAACCGAGGCAACUUUGACUGGGGUCUGGCUUUUGGCUGGGAGAGUCUGCCAGAUCACGAAAAACGUAGGAGGAAAGAUGAAACGUAUCCGAUCAAGACUCCAACAUUUGCCGGUGGACUCUUCUCCAUCUCCAAAGAUUAUUUCUAUCGCAUCGGAAGCUACGAUGAAGAAAUGGAAAUCUGGGGUGGUGAGAAUAUUGAAAUGUCAUUUAGGGUGUGGCAGUGCGGUGGCCAGCUGGAGAUCAUCCCUUGCUCCAUUGUCGGUCACGUUUUCCGCACCAAAAGCCCGCACACCUUCCCCAAGGGGACGCAAGUGAUUGCUCGCAACCAGGUACGGCUGGCCGAGGUCUGGAUGGAUCAGUACAAGGAGAUCUUCUACCGUCGGAACCAGCAAGCGGCACAAAUUGCAAAAGAUGGAAAUUUUGGAGAUAUAUCCAAACGUACGGACCUCAGAGAACGGCUGCAAUGCAAAGGCUUUUCUUGGUAUUUGAAGAACGUCUAUCCAGAAGUCUUCAUGCCUGAUCUCAACCCACUCCGCUUUGGCUCGGUGAAAAAUGUGGGCAAAGACUCAUGUCUGGAUGCUGGAGAGAACAAUGAGGGUGGGAAAGAGCUCAUUAUGUACCCAUGUCAUGGACUAGGAGGAAACCAGUAUUUUGAAUACUCCACACGUCACGAGAUUAGGCACAACAUUCAGAAGGAGCUGUGUUUGCACGGGGCAAAGGGAGCCGUGAAGCUGGAUGACUGCCAGUACAAAGGCAUGAACACAUUUGUAGGAACAGAACAAAAAUGGGAGCUGAGAGAUAACCAGUUGAUCUACUUACCAGGAUGGAACAUGUGCCUCACUGCUCGUCACGAGCAUCCCUCUCUGGCCCCCUGCAGCCCCUCAGAUAGAUACCAGCACUGGUCCUUCGUUUGAGAUCACUUUGGACUCCAGUAUUCUUUUAUGUAUACUGUUUUUUUUAUUUUUUUUAUAGAGUAAUGAUUGUAUUGAGUUUUUAAUUUAUUUUUAUAUAUGGAAGAAGUCAACUGCUGCUGCUGGGAAAUCUCAACUCUUGAGGAAACCGUAACAUGCUAGUGCUACAAGGAGGCCUCCGAUUCUUCACACAGGGAAGUUGCACUACGCCGACUAGGCUCUUUUUUGGGUACAACGAUGAAUUCAUUCCGCCAAGGUUUCUCGACGAAAAUAUGCAUUAUAUUUGGUGUUUAAAGCCCAAUGAGAACAGAGACUUCAAGCAACAGGUUUCUGCUGGUGAAACUAAAAUCCCCAAUGUGAUGCACCAAAGAGACGGACAGUGAAAACUUCCGUCAAGAAUGUCUCAAGAAUGAUGUGCAUCGUGCCUUUGCACAUUUUUUUUAAAUGGAAGACCUCCUGUUGUGGGUGGCCCUAUCCCUUGGAUAUAAUGUUUUCAUUUCUUGAUGAGAAACUGAUUGGAGUUUUGGUGGCGGUAUGGUAGGUUUUAACUAAUUUCAAGAGAAACCUAGUUUUGGCUGCUACAGUCCAUAAACCUCAGUUAAUUCUUCAAGUAAUCUAUUUCUAAUCAUAAAAUCAGUGUAAUCAGAAGGUUAAAUAAGAAGGAAGGUUGAUUUAAUGCCUCUUUGGGUCAGUGAAUUAGGGAAAGUGAGUGGGGUCUUAACACAACAGAAUUCUUUGUAAACAGAAGCAGGCAAGCGCCAUGAGUAAUGUUUAAGAUAAUUCCUUCUUUAACAUUUAUUAGCAGGGGUCAGCAUAUUUAAGUAUUAUUUAAAGGGUUACGCUUUGGUGUUUUUAAAAGUGAACUUUUAGUUAAACAAAUAUUGCACCCAAUGGACUUUGUGUGUGCAUCCAUAGCCUGAAAACUCAUCGAAGAGCGAGUCCACAAACUUUUGUCUGGUGCAGGCACUGGUGUUUAAAUGGCUGUGAAAUAUAGUUUGACUGGUUAAUAAUCAGGUUCAAUGUGUUUUGCCUUUUUCAAAUAGACACUGCC
Menidia menidia (Atlantic silverside) is the source of this 7071-nucleotide messenger RNA. The record is from the annotation of a GenBank genome assembly. NCBI's taxonomy places the organism in Eukaryota, Metazoa, Chordata, Actinopteri, Atheriniformes, Atherinopsidae.